Trichogramma pretiosum is the source of this 1076-nucleotide messenger RNA. RefSeq lists its product as uncharacterized. Gene Ontology annotation, cellular component: tRNA-splicing ligase complex. The transcript has 4 exons. The coding region runs from base 301 to 768 and encodes 155 amino acids. The record is from RefSeq and is a predicted model, not a curated record. Gene Ontology annotation, biological process: embryonic morphogenesis. Lineage: Eukaryota; Metazoa; Arthropoda; Insecta; Hymenoptera; Trichogrammatidae.
CUUAUUGUAUACCAUAUUAAUUGCAUAUCAACUUUAAUCAUACUGUCGCAUAAACAGGCAAUACCUACAACAAUGAUUUCUAUCGAGUAUCAGUUAUUAUCGAUAAGAUGUACAGAAAUUGAUAUCUAGGGUAACUGCUUUUAAUCAAGGCUUAAUUUUUAUCAGAUGAAUUAAGUCCAUCAAUUGAAGAAAAAAAAAUUUGCUGAUCGAGAACAAUUGACAAAAUCAUUUAUUUUUCAAGGGUAGUUAAGUGUGAAUUUUAAGAUUUUCAGUGGAGUUUUGUGAAAAAGUUUAUUUAAAAUGUCAAUUAAUCCCAGACUACUUGUACAUCCAGAAUCAUUAUCAGAAAAAGAUUUAAUAAGUCUAAUAAAUAAGAGUAGGUGCAAAGAACUACCAAAUAACAGAAUCUACACUAAGACAGAAUUAAUAAAAAUAUAUAAAAAGACAGUUUUACCUUUACCCCAAAGACAGUAUAAUGUAGCAAAAUAUUUAGGAAAGAAAUUGCAUGAACUCAGGGUAACACGAAAAAUACCUACAGCAACAGGAAAAGAGUUGGAUUUAAAAAGUUCUAAUUUAGAAGAUCUUUCAAAUUCGGCUAAUAACAACAGAUUAAAUCAACCUAAAGAUGAUGAUGAUGAUGCUGUGUCAAAUGUAAAUGGUCUUUCUAAUUUAUGCACAGAUAAUACUCAAUUUGAAAAUGGAUUUAAGCGCAAAAUAGAUGAUCAAAAUGAGACAAAAAAAAAAAUCCAAAAAAUUAUGUGGCCAUAAACUAUUUUUAAGUCAUUUUUGUUGUAAAUAGGAUAUUGAGAAUGGAAGGAAAUUAUAUAGUAAUCUAUUAUUAUAUGUAUUAAUGUACAAAUCAAAUUUUACCUACACACAACAAUGAAAUUAGUAUGAAAUUACUUUUCAUACUAAUCAGUAAUUUUUAAGAUAGAUUUUACUUUGAAUAGAUUUCUACAUUAAAAGAAAAAUAAUGCUGGAAUAAAAUAUGUGAUGUUCAAGUAUUUAUUUUUUUAUUAUUUAAAUUAAAAAUAUAAUAGAUUGUAUAUUGUUAAUAAAUCUAUUCUUUAAAUUCA